GAAGACCUCUUAUUAUUAUACACCGGUGUGACAAUUCUAUUGAGAUUUUCACUCUUCCCUUCACUUGGAUAGAGCAGCGUCGUGAAAGAAAGCAGGAAACAAACAAGUAUGUGUCCGACCAAGCAGAAGCACCGGAGCUCCGUCGUCGAUCACGCCGGCAAAUGCUCCAGAUCCGAAGAGUCCACAACCUCCAACGCCGACUGGAUCUCCGAGUCAAUCCAAGGCGGAUCCUUACGGCACGUGGACCUCCACACCGGAAGCAACGGUUGGGCGUCACCUCCCGGCGACCUAUUCUCUCUCCGGGGAAAAAACUACCUGACAAGGCGACAAAAAGCGCCUGCCGGAGACUACCUACUGACGCCGGUGGGCACCGACUGGCUGAAAUCCAGUUCGAAGCUGGAAAAUGUACUCGCCCGUCCCGAUAACCGAGUGGCGCACGCGCUGCGGAAGGCCCAAGCCCAAGGCAAGUCCCUGAAGAGCUUCAUCUUCGCGGUGAAUCUACAGGUCCCAGGAAAGGACCAGCAUAGCGCGGUGUUCUACUUCGCCGCUGAGGAUCCUAUCCCAUCUGGCUCACUCCUGCACCGGUUCAUCAACGGCGACGACUCCUUCCGGAACCAGCGGUUUAAGAUCGUGAAUCGGAUCGUCAAAGGGCCGUGGAUCAUUGAGAAAACGGUAGGGAAUUACAGCGCGUGUUUAUUGGGCAAAGCGCUGACGUGUAAUUACCAUAGAGGAGCAAACUACUUAGAGAUUGACGUGGAUAUCGCCAGCUCGGGGAUCGCCAAGGCUAUUCUGCGACUGGCAUUGAGAUAUGUGACGAGCGUGACGAUCGACAUGGGGUUUCUGGUGGAGGCGCAGACAGAGGAUGAGUUGCCCGAGAGGUUAGUCGGUGCCGUUAGGAUUUGCCAGAUGGAAAUGUCCUCUGCAACAGUAAUCGACGCCACACCUGUUAGCCGGCGGUAAUCGUUCUGUUUUUUUCAUUUCUGUUGUUUUGCUUUAAUUUGUUGUUAUUAUUCGUGUCCUUUUUGGGUUGGAUCGGCGGGCACUAGAGCUGUAGAUAAUAAAAGGAAAUCGGAGCGACAAAUAACAAAUACUCGUUUCUGUUUCUUGUGCAUGA
Molecule: messenger RNA, 1114 nt
Organism: Fragaria vesca subsp. vesca
Lineage: Eukaryota; Viridiplantae; Streptophyta; Magnoliopsida; Rosales; Rosaceae
Exons: 1
Coding region: 109-960 (283 amino acids)
Source: RefSeq, a predicted model, not a curated record